This is a messenger RNA of Motacilla alba alba, 4841 nucleotides long. It is a transcript of the gene SEC14L1, whose product is annotated as SEC14 like lipid binding 1. The transcript is spliced from 16 exons. Gene Ontology annotation, molecular function: RIG-I binding. Lineage: Eukaryota; Metazoa; Chordata; Aves; Passeriformes; Motacillidae. Gene Ontology annotation, cellular component: cytosol; cytoplasm. Gene Ontology annotation, biological process: negative regulation of RIG-I signaling pathway. Bases 167 to 2314 code for a protein of 715 amino acids. The record is from RefSeq and is a predicted model, not a curated record.
CCGCCCCCGGCAGCGCGCAGGCGCCGGGCCCGCCCCCGCCCGGCACCGCGAGCGACGGGCGGCGGCGCGCGCGCCCCUCCCGCGCAGGACGGCGCUGCCCCGGCGGCAUGAGGGGAGAGCGCGGCCGGCUGCGAGCGGUUUGAGUUGAUCUCACUAAACUGCAGCCAUGGUGCAGAAGUACCAGUCCCCCGUACGGGUGUAUAAACACCCUUUUGAGUUAAUUAUGGCUGCAUAUGAAAGAAGGUUUCCUACGUGCCCUCUGAUCCCCAUGUUUGUCGCCAGUGACACUGUAAACGAGUACAAGAGUGAGGAUGAGGCCAUCCACGUGAUCGAGCGGCGCUGCAAGCUGGACAUCGAUGCACCACGGCUGCUGAAAAAGAUUGCAGGAGUGGACUAUGUCUACUUUGUCCAGAAGAACUCUCUGAACAGGCGAGAAAGGACUCUGCAUAUAGAAGCCUACAAUGAAACCUUCUCUAACAGAGUCAUCAUUAACGAGCACUGCUCCUACACAGUUCAUCCUGACAAUGAAGACUGGACCUGUUUUGAACAGUCAGCAAGUCUGGAUAUCAAAUCUUUUUUUGGUUUUGAAAGCACAGUGGAAAAGAUUGCCAUGAAGCAGUACACCAGCAAUAUUAAAAAGGGAAAAGAAAUAAUAGAGUACUACCUGAAGCAGCUGGAGGAAGAAGGAAUAACCUUUGUCCCUCGCUGGACUCCUCCUGUUGCAUGUAAAUCAGAGAGCAGCACAUGCCACCCAAGGAGACCAGUGUCACCUGCCAUUAAUAUCCCAGAGUCUGCCACAAAGGAGGGCUUGAGCAACAAGGAGAUCCUCAACACCUCCAGCAGCCCCUCGGAGCCCACCGCAGGAACGCCCGACGAUAAGCUGGAUGCAGACUACAUCAAGAGGUACCUGGGGGACCUGACCCCGAUGCAGGAGAGCUGCCUCAUCCGCCUGCGGCAGUGGCUCCAGGAGACGCACAAAGGCAAGAUCCCAAAGGAUGAGCACAUUUUAAGAUUCCUGCGUGCCCGGGACUUCAACAUCGACAAAGCAAGAGAGAUCCUUUGCCAGUCACUGACGUGGCGUAAGCAGCACCAGGUGGAUUAUAUUCUGGACACCUGGAAUCCUCCCCAGGUGCUCCAGGAUUACUAUGCAGGAGGCUGGCAUCACCAUGACAAAGACGGGCGCCCGCUGUACGUGCUGAGGCUGGGCCAGAUGGACACCAAGGGCCUGGUGCGAGCGCUGGGGGAGGAGGCCUUGCUGCGCUACGUUCUUUCAAUAAAUGAGGAAGGGCUGAGGCGAUGUGAGGAGAAUACAAAAGUCUUUGGCAGGCCAAUAAGCUCUUGGACCUGUCUAGUAGAUCUGGAAGGCUUGAACAUGAGGCAUUUAUGGAGACCUGGUGUCAAAGCCUUGCUGAGAAUCAUCGAGGUGGUUGAAGCCAAUUACCCUGAGACCUUGGGUCGUCUGCUUAUCCUAAGAGCACCUCGAGUAUUCCCAGUUCUCUGGACACUGGUUAGUCCAUUCAUUGAUGACAACACCAGAAAAAAAUUCCUUAUUUAUGCUGGAAAUGACUACCAGGGUCCUGGGGGACUGCUGGAUUACAUCGAUAAAGAAAUUAUCCCCGAUUUCCUCGGUGGAGAGUGCAUGUGUGAAGUACCAGAGGGUGGGCUGGUUCCCAAGUCCCUCUACCGGACAGCAGAAGAGUUGGAGAAUGAAGACAUCAAGCUUUGGACUGAAACAAUCUACCAGUCUGCAAGUGUCUUCAAAGGAGCCCCGCAUGAGGUUCUCAUCCAGAUCGUGGACGCCUCGUCAGUGAUCACGUGGGAUUUUGACGUGUGCAAGGGCGACAUUGUUUUUAACAUCUUCCAUUCCAAAAGAGCCCCACAGCCUCCCAAAAAGGACUCUCUGGGAGCUCACAGUAUUACAUCUCCUGGUGGGAACAACGUCCAGUUGAUAGACAAAGUCUGGCAGUUGGGGCGUGACUACAGCAUGGUGGAGUCUCCCCUGAUCUGCAAAGAAGGGGAGAGUGUGCAGGGCUCCCAUGUGACCAGGUGGCCUGGCUUCUACAUUUUACAGUGGAAAUUCCACAGCAUGCCUGCCUGUGCUACAACCAACCUGCCUCGUGUGGAUGAUGUGCUGGCAUCUCUACAGGUGUCCUCUCACAAAUGUAAAGUGAUGUACUACACAGAAGUGAUAGGAUCUGAAGAUUUCAGGGGAUCUAUGACCAGCCUUGAAUCAAGCCACAGUGGAUUCUCCCAGCUCAGUGCUGCCACCACCUCCUCUAGCCAGUCCCAUUCCAGCUCCAUGAUUUCCAGGUAGUGCCACAACAGCUGAAAAGCAAAUGGAUGUGAUGGCUGGACCCUCGCCCGUGGCAGCUGACUGCAAUACAGCAUAUUCAACUGGCAAUUGUGCAAAAAAACCCCACCCCAAAAAGCCUUUUAUAGAUAGUAAAGUAGCUGUUUGAAUUUUACACUUAGUGGUUUUGAUCUUUGUUAGAUCCAACAGCUUGUCUCUUAACUUUAACCCUUUUUCCUAAAUCAGCCAUAAAUAUUUUCGCAAGUGUGCUUGCACAAAUCCUAACUCUGAACACAAGGGCUCUUACUGAAAAGGAAAAACAACCAGUGCAUCAGUUAAGAAUGAUUUCUUUUUUUAACUGUGUAGAUGUUAAAAAGGGAAAAAAGAAAAACCCUACCAAAAAUGCUCCGUAGUGCAUUAGACAUCAACUGCAAGUCUCCUGUCAGGACAUUCCUUGCCAUCCUGAGAAAUCCCCUGUGAUAUUCCAGUGCUGCAAACUGUUCUCCUGUUGCCACUAAUGAUGUCCAAGACAAAGAACAGCAGUUGCUGGAUACUUGACUUUGUGAGUCCAUUUUUUUCAAAGCAUGCCCACAGAGCUGUGGCCAGGCUGUAACACUGAAUAUUCCUUUUGUAUGAGCACAUUUCUGGGGAAUCUGAGCUCUGGGUCUUGCUGGGUUAAAGCAAUUUGUUCUUUCCUUGGAUUUGUGCAUGGAGCACUGUGGAGAGAGAGGUGGAGAGCAGGCUCUCCCUCACUGUGUCACACUGGGCUCAUCCAGAGCUGCUCUGAGCUUCUGUUCCCAGCCCUGUGCUGGAGCUUCACUCUGCUUCCUUUGUGUAUUCCAAGCAAAUGGAUUUUACUGAGAUUCUCUUCUUGUCAGGAAUUUAUGCAGAGCUUCAGCUUGCUGCUUAAAGCAGUCUGAAGGAGGUGUGGCUUCCAUCCCUCCUGAGCACUUCUCCCUCUCUGGGGCCUCCUGCCCUUCCCUGUGCCUGGCAGAAAUAGAGCACCUCAGGUCUGGUCAGCCCUCCUGUGAGCAGGGAGCACAGGGAUCUUCCCUCUGAGUGAUACAGGAGAAGAUAUUUAAGGAUUUUCUCCACCAUUUUCACUACUGCCACUGCCAGAGAUGAUCUGCCAUUUGGGAUUCUGUCCCUGUUGGCCAGGCCCAAGCUGGACCCUUGCUGAACUCUGUUCAGGUGUCCUUCCCUCUCCAGCCCUCCCUCUAUGCACGGCAAAAGCCCCAAAGACUGAACUGUCAGACAAACACAGAGCACACCUGGCAGUGGAGCAGAGAAGAUUUUGGUCUGAAAAGCAGCAGAAUUUGCACAGUUAGACCCUUCUUCAUCUUUCCCUACCCUUGCUAGAGCUAAGAUGUCCAUGCAGGCACAAGGAGCUUCUGUGCUGGCUGCAGUCCCUGCUAGGAAGUGGGAUAGGGUCUGGCUUGGGUAAGCUGUGGAGGAGCUUCAGGAGGUGUUGCACUUGGAAAGCAGAACUCACUCGAGAUUCUGGAUCCCCUGCCUGAGGAAUGCUGGUUCUGAACUCAGUGGGAAACUUUUUUAUGCCUGAAGAGCUGUGGAGAGGCAGGUGACAGACCCCUGACAGCAGCUCUGGCUGGGGCAUGUGCCAGAGCUGACAGAUACUUUAGUAAGAGAGGUGCUCAGAGACCAACCUCCUUAAACUGAACCAAAUGGAUCUGUUCUGGAGCUCUUUUAGGACUCAGAAGCUGAAGAUGGAGGUUAGGCUGUUACUUAGGGACACAGGUCACUGCUUUGGUGUCACACAGCUCCCACCCAGUGUCUGCACAGCAGCCUGCACGGGCUCCAGGGCUGCUCCCAGGAGCUCUGCCCGAAUUCCUGACCCCAGCAGCCAGGCUUCCCAGCUCAGGGAGUGCAGCUGGAGCACAGUGAGGUUCACCUGCUGACACUCAUGACACUCACUCUUCCCAUUCACCAGGCUGUAAGGGCUGAAGAUGGUCCCUUUCUCUCUCUCUCUCAGAUGGUGAUUUUGCUGACAACUCUAAAGAAUCUGCUCCAUUCAACACUCCACAUCUGUCCAGGUGUCUGCCUUUGUAGACCUUUUUGAGUUGCAGUCCCUUUUCAAGUCUGAAGAUCUAUAUUUUUGUUUUUCACUUGAGCUGGCUCAAAAGUGGCACUUUGGGUUUUUCCUGCUUUUGAUCUUAACACAUCAUUUAGAGCUCAAAGCACAUUACAGCACAAACAACCAGGGAGAUAAAAUUCCAGAAAAACAAUAGUUAAUCUUCCUGUAAGCAAAGUGCUAUGGCAAUAUGACUUGAUCACUGCAGUCUAACUAGAUUUCCCAUAUCCUGGUCUUUCUUUGUGUGAUACUGCUCUUCCUUCUCUCAGCCAGUGACUCUUCUGUUGGCACCUUUCCUGUUAUCAGUGUCCUUCACUUCCCUGUCCCUCCUCAUGAACUGCAUAUCAAAUUCUGUAAAUGUUUUGUAUACAUAAUACCUCAUUCUUGGUAAUAAAAUACAGAUAGUCUUUAAAAGAUUUUUUUAUUGUUAUCAAUAAAUGUUAACUGUUUGGAAAAAAAAAA